AUGACGAACUUUAUAAAAUCUCGUUUGAACAUUAUCAAAGAAAAGAUACAACUCUCUCUUCAAACGUGCCAGGCAGCAAUUAAAGAUUUUCAAGAAAAUAACCCAGGUUCGACAACAUUGAUGAUCGAGGGUUCAAAAUUAAACGUACUCAAUGAAAGAUUUUCGGCGGAUAUUUCCUCGUAUUAUGCUACAGCUCCUGACGUAGCAGAUGAAGAGUUGAAAGAACACACGGAACUUUUACUUCAAGCUGACAUGUUGAUUGCCGAAAUUAAUGUUUACCUAAACAUGACCCAACCAAAGGAAACUCAACCGGCGCCUAGAGUCGACAAUGUUGAAACGUCUCGCAAACUCCCUCAAAUUGCACUUCCUAAGUUUGAUGGGGAUUUGCUUAAAUGGCACACCUUUUGGGACCAGUUUGCUUCUAAUGUGGACAGUAGAAAUAUGAGUGAAGUGGACAAACUAUUAUAUUUACAAACCGCUCUUGAAGGUGAAGCCAAACAAGCAGUGGAGGGCCUUGAAACAACCAAUCAAAACUACACGAUAGCGAUCGACACACUAAAAACGAGGUAUGGAAAUAAAAGUACAAUAAUAGACGCCCAUUACAGGGCCCUAUACAAUAUAAAAACUGCUGACCAAUCGGUCAAAAGUUAUCGAAGCGUUUUGAACGAAAUUGAGCGACAUCUUCGAGUUCUCCAGUCACUUGGUGAAGAUGUGAAUCACAACCAUUUUCGUGUAAUGAUAAUGGAAAAAUUCCCACCAGAGGUCAUUUACGAAUUACGCAUGAAAUUGACCACCGAGGGGGAUACUAUCAGCAAUAUAAGGAAGGGUUUGGAGCAAAUAAUAUCUGCCAGAGAAUCAUCCAGUAGAAUUCAUGCCGAAUCCAGCAGAAAUUCAGAACCUACAACAAGUAAGGCAAAUAACGAUCAAUUUUCUUUGGAGGCUCUACACACACGAAGACAAUAUAAAAAGGCGAAUCAACGUAAAUUUGGUGAAUCAAUUUCCUCCGAAACAAUGGAUCAUCGCAAUUCUCGAAAACGACCUUGGCAGAGCGAAAUUUCAAAUCGAAGGGAACGUUAUGAUACAAAAGAAAACAACGACUAUCGAUUCCGAAACCGACGAUCUCAACCCUCAUCAAAAAAGGCUAAGAGAUCAACGAAAAAGGCAACUAAAAGAUACUGUCUCAAAGAAGGUCAUCGGGCAACUCAGUGUAAAGAUAAACGGAACUGUUAUCAUUGCAAAAAAUACGGAGAGCAUAACAAAGCAUUAUGCCCCACACUUGAACCGCCACUGGAUCAAUCAUCCACUCAAACUACUACCAACUCAUCGAACAACAAGGAUGAUGAAACUAUUCUACAAACAGCUGUAGUUACUAUUUAUGAAUCAGCAAAAAAGAGGACCGCACUACUAUGUCGGGUCUUGCUAGACUGCGGAAGUCAACGCAGUUACAUCACAGCAGAUUGUGCUCGAUUUUUGAACUUACAAACAGUAGAAGAAAAUCAGUUAACUGUAUUUACAUUUGGCCAGAACCGACCUAAUGAAAUCAAUAGUCCGGUGGUUCAGCUUCAUAUGGUAACUCGCUGCAAUAUUUCUAGUAUGAUUUACGCCAACGUCGUCCCUUAUAUUACAAAGGGAGUCAAGUCACCUCAUCAAUUGUCCGCCAACCUGAACAAGUAUCGCAGUGUAACCGACAGUAUGUUGAUGGCCGACGAUGGUUCCAAGGGAGAUAAAAUUGACAUUCUUAUUGGAAAUGACUAUUAUAGCCAUUUUUUGCUCAAUGAAACGAAAGAAGUCUCGUUGGGACUUUACUUGAUAAAUUCCAAAUUUGGAUGGAUUUGGUCUGGAAAACCGACAACUUUUCGUCAUACAGUUGUUGAGUUAUCUGCUUUAACUUAUUUCCAAACAAGUGAAAAUUGUCCUUCGGCAUUUCCUCAACCAGAUUUACCAUUACGCAAUACGGACAUUAAUAAUCUUUGGGAUCUCGAAUCAAUUGGCAUCACCGAUUCUCCGAAGUCAACUCGUGAUGACGAAGCUAUUCACCAGUUUAACAACAAUAUAAAAUAUAUUGAACAACGCUACCAUGUGACAUGGCCUUGGAUAGAGUACCCUCCCGAAUUAUCAACCAAUUUUGGUUUAUCCUACGGACGGCUUACUAACCUCAUGAAGAGACUUUGUACAAAAACAUUACAAACUUUUUUUGUUUUCAAAUGUGGGUAUUUUGGUGUCAUCACGUGCAUCGGUGGCCAGUCUCCACAAAGAACUUCUGAGGAUUUAAAUUUAGUCACAGCCUCACCAGAAAGACCACUAGCUGACCACAGAUUACUGGCUGCUGCAAUCUUGUAUCAAGGAGAAGAAAACGAUCCUUCAAGGAGUUUUUGCUUUGACGGCAGUACAGCUUGUUCACCGAAGCGGGCUCUGCUUCAAUAA
This is a messenger RNA of Ceutorhynchus assimilis (cabbage seed weevil), 2424 nucleotides long. The record is from the annotation of a GenBank genome assembly. NCBI's taxonomy places the organism in Eukaryota, Metazoa, Arthropoda, Insecta, Coleoptera, Curculionidae.